Gamsiella multidivaricata is the source of this 834-nucleotide messenger RNA. RefSeq names its product mannose-1-phosphate guanyltransferase. The record is from RefSeq and is a predicted model, not a curated record. Gene Ontology annotation, cellular component: cytoplasm. NCBI's taxonomy places the organism in Eukaryota, Fungi, Mortierellomycota, Mortierellomycetes, Mortierellales, Mortierellaceae. Gene Ontology annotation, molecular function: GTP binding; mannose-1-phosphate guanylyltransferase (GTP) activity. The transcript has 5 exons. The annotation marks the transcript as partial. Gene Ontology annotation, biological process: cell wall mannoprotein biosynthetic process; GDP-mannose biosynthetic process.
AUGAAGGCCCUUAUUCUCGUCGGCGGUUUCGGUACCCGUCUUCGCCCCCUCACCCUGACUAUGCCCAAGCCCUUGGUUGAGUUUGCAAACAAGCCCAUGAUUCUCCAUCAAAUCGAGGCCUUGGCCGAGGCUGGUGUCACUGAUAUUGUCUUGGCUGUUAAUUACAGACCCGAGGUCAUGGUCUCCAUCCUUCAGAAGUACGAAGAUCUCUAUAAUGUCAAGAUCACCUUUUCUGUUGAAACCGAGCCUCUUGGCACAGCUGGUCCCCUGGCCCUCGCUCGCGAUAUUCUCGGCAAGGACGAUUCGCCCUUCUUUGUCCUCAACAGUGAUGUUAUUUGCGACUUCCCCUUCCAGGAACUCAAGGCCUUCCAUGAUGCUCAUGGAAACGAGGGCACCAUCGUGGUCACCAAGGUUGAGGAACCAUCCAAGUAUGGUGUCAUUGUUAACAAACCCGAGAGCUCAAUGAUCGAUCGCUUUGUUGAGAAGCCCGUCGAAUUCGUUGGCAACAAGAUCAACGCUGGAAUCUACAUCUUCAACCCCAGCAUCUUGGAUCGUAUCGAGCUCAAGCCCACAUCCAUCGAGCAGGAGACCUUCCCCUUGAUGGCCGCAGACUCGCAGCUUCACUCAUUCACUCUGGAGGGAUUCUGGAUGGACGUCGGUCAGCCCAAGGACUUCUUGACCGGAACCUGCCUUUACCUCGCUAACAUCAACAAGACCAACCCCGGCAAACUGGCUAAUCCCAACAGUGGCUAUGUCCACGGAGGUAACGUCUUGGUCGAUCCUACUGCCAAGAUCGGAAAGGACUGCCGCAUUGGACCCAACGUCGUGAUCGGA